Molecule: messenger RNA, 216 nt
Organism: Lathyrus sativus (Indian pea)
Lineage: Eukaryota; Viridiplantae; Streptophyta; Magnoliopsida; Fabales; Fabaceae
Source: the annotation of a GenBank genome assembly
AUGAACAAGGAAGAAAACAAGAAAAAUAUGAAGUGUCAUGUGAAAGGUCAGAGGGGUGCUUCCAGUUUUGAGCUACCACUGGUCAAAUCAAGUUUUGAAUUGGCAAGAAAUUUCAGCAUCAAAAUGGAGGAAAGAAAGACCAAACAUGGAAAAAUAUAUGCACCUAUAUCAGAAGUUGAAACAGAAGUUGAAGCUCUUAGGAACAAAAAAAAAUAG